UCUGUGUAUGAUAACUUGUUUGAGAAAUAUUGCAUGACAGUUUGUAUUCUACCCUUACCUAUAAUUUCGUCUUUCUCAUUUGACAUAGAACAUUUCCAUUGUGUGUCAGAUCAUCAAAGAACGUAGACAGGGCUUCUAAAGGAAUGGUGCAUUACAAGUGUAAAGUUUAAAUACUACUUUGACUGAAAUACUUGCUGAUUCAUGGGUUUCACUGCAUUCUGGAUUUUUACGUAUAUAUUACUGGCAACUGUGUCAACCCUUGACGUGAUCCAAUAUCCAGAUGAGCAAACCCAGUCAGCUGGGAGCACAGCACAGCUGAACUGCAGUGUAGAAAAUGUCCAUAAUAAAAUUAAUGUGGUUUAUUGGUACAGACAAGGAGAAGAUGGUAGUUGGAACUUUUUGUAUCAAGUCUACAAAGGAGGUAACACUGAAGGAAGAUAUUCUGGUGGAGUGAAUGAACAAGAAACUGCCUUUUACCUUCAGAUUGAAAAUACCAAAAGGAAUGAUUCUGCUGUUUACUACUGUGCAGUAAAGCAGGAUAAUAUCUUCUUAUUUGGAAAUGGUUCUACACUAAUUAUUACAGAUGAUGUGGCAGGAUCUCCCAGUCUUCUUAUUUUGACACCCACACAGCAGGAGACAAACUCUGAUGACACAAUCACGUUACUCUGUCUGGUGACUGAUACUUCCUCUCAGUGGAGUCCCAUUCAGUGGAAUAUUUCAGGAGAAACCAUGGAAUCACUUGAAGAUGCUGGAGUGUUUGACAAAGCUGGGUCCUUCAGUAUCGGAAGUCAAGUUUCCAUUCCACUGCAGACAUGGAACAGCCCUGCUACCUUCUUUUGUCAAGUAAGAUCUAUUCAUAAUGGAGGACCAGAGGAAAAGAUAUUAAGUGACACAGGGCUAGUCCAAAAACAUCACUGUAUGAUGGAGUUAUACUUCAGGCUGCCAGGACUUGUUGUGUAUUUAAUUAUAAUAACAGCAUGCACUGUCCUUUCUGAAAAAUAGUUCUAGAGG
Protopterus annectens (West African lungfish) is the source of this 1011-nucleotide messenger RNA. RefSeq names its product immunoglobulin alpha-2 heavy chain-like. Gene Ontology annotation, biological process: response to bacterium. The record is from RefSeq and is a predicted model, not a curated record. The transcript has 4 exons. Bases 202 to 1002 code for a protein of 266 amino acids. Lineage: Eukaryota; Metazoa; Chordata; Ceratodontiformes; Protopteridae.